UCAUACCCAUCAACUUCCAUCAGCAUGACUCAGAAGCCAGGGCAAGUUUUCAAAAAGACAAGCCCCAACGCCAAGCUCUCACUCUAUCUGGGAAAGCGAGACUUUGUAGAUCAUGUCGACACUGUGGACCCAGUUGAAGGCAUGUUGCUGUUUGAUCCGGAUUAUUUAAAGGAUAGAAAAGCUUAUGUGACAUUGACAUGUGCAUUCCGAUAUGGAAGGGAAGAUUUGGAUGUCAUGGACCUUAGUUUCCAAAAGGAUAUUUACAGUGAGACAAUCCAGGUCUAUCCACCCAUUGCAGGCAACAAAAUGCCACUGACUCCACUGCAGGAGAGGCUGGCUAGCAAACUGAAAGAGAACUGCUACCCUUUCAUCUUCCAGAUCCCUCCAAACCUGCCAUGUUCAAUCACCUUGCAGCCAGGAUCAGAAGACCAUGGAAAGGCCUGUGGUGUGGACUUUGAGGUGAAAGGAUUCUAUGCAGAUAACCUGGAGGAAAAGAUUCAUAAAAGGAAUUCAGUGAAGUUGGUCAUCCGCAAGAUCCAGUACGCCCCAGAGAAAAGCACAGCGCAGCCCAAAGCAGAAAUAACUCGGCAAUUCCUCAUGUCAGACAAGCCAUUACAACUGGAGGCAUCGCUUGACAAAGAGAUGUAUUAUCAUGGCGAACCUCUCAAAGUCACUGUCCACAUUAACAAUAACACAAGCAAGGUGGUGAAGAAGAUUAAGUUAUCCGUUGAUCAGAUCACAGAUGUAGUCCUCUAUCAACUUGACAAAUAUGCAAAGAUGAUAUGCUCGGAAGAACCAAAUGACACUGUGGCUCCCAACUCUACCUUCACCAAAGUUUACAGCCUGACCCCAACUUUGGCAAACAACCGACAAAAACGCGGCCUGGCCUUGGAUGGCAAACUCAAACAUCAGGACACCAACCUCGCCUCAAGUACCAUACUCAGUCCACAACUGGAUAAAGAGGUCCUUGGAAUCCUGGUGUCUUAUCUGCUCAGAGUGAAGGUGAUAGUUUCCAGGGGAGGGAUCUUGGGAGACCUCACUUCAAGUGAGGUGUCUGUCGAAAUUCCCUUUUGCCUGAUGCAUCCUAAACCUUUGGAGGUCAAUGUCUGUACUGAAGACAUUGUGAUUGAAGAAUUCAAUCGUCCAAAGCUUGACGAAGAACAAGACGAUGAAGACGAAGAACCUGCAGCCGCAGAAGGAGAAAACUAAACGCAGGAAAACAGAUAGGCAGCAGGGAGGAGGUCUUAAGUUUAUGCAUGGUUUUGAUAUGCUCAAUCAGAAUAUCAGAAAAUAAACAGAAACUUUUCUUCGUGUCCAAGAAAGUAGUCUAGUCAUCCGUCCAGUUUUAAAUUGCACAGUCUGAUGUUUGGCAGUGCUAUUGCAAAACUUCUGAAACAUAUGACAGAUACCCUUCAUCACCAAGAACACAGAUUGGAAAUUUGAGCCCAUUGUCCAUAUGGCCACAUUCUGGCAAUUUAUUGAGCUCGUAACCUAGAUACUCAGUGUAGUGCUCUGGCCGCAACGGGGCAAGUCAUGACUGCUGGUGAAAUUUGAUUUCAAUCAAUAUAAAAUCUGGAAAUAAAGGCUUGUCUCAGUAAAAGUAACCAUGAAUCUACAGUUAAUUGUUUUAAAAACUCAUUUCAUUCAUUGCUGU
Rhincodon typus (whale shark) is the source of this 1654-nucleotide messenger RNA. RefSeq names its product arrestin-C-like. The coding region runs from base 25 to 1209 and encodes 394 amino acids. The record is from RefSeq and is a predicted model, not a curated record. Gene Ontology annotation, molecular function: G protein-coupled receptor binding. The transcript has 16 exons. Gene Ontology annotation, biological process: signal transduction; G protein-coupled receptor internalization; visual perception. Lineage: Eukaryota; Metazoa; Chordata; Chondrichthyes; Orectolobiformes; Rhincodontidae.